This is a messenger RNA of Labeo rohita (rohu), 2930 nucleotides long. It is a transcript of the gene csad, whose product is annotated as cysteine sulfinic acid decarboxylase. Gene Ontology annotation, molecular function: pyridoxal phosphate binding; sulfinoalanine decarboxylase activity. The transcript has 14 exons. The record is from RefSeq and is a predicted model, not a curated record. Gene Ontology annotation, biological process: carboxylic acid metabolic process. The coding region runs from base 134 to 1636 and encodes 500 amino acids. NCBI's taxonomy places the organism in Eukaryota, Metazoa, Chordata, Actinopteri, Cypriniformes, Cyprinidae. Gene Ontology annotation, cellular component: cytoplasm.
GAUGACACUGGAAUGACGAAUCGGGCGUGUGCAUGCAUAUAUAUGAAGGCUGGAUCUUGCAAUGAACCACUUACCACAUCAGAUACAGUAGAGUUUCAUGUGCUGAGUACAGAAAGGACAUAAAAGCAUCAUAAUGAGUUCAUCUGAAGAAUAUAUGAAUGGCCAUGUUCACCUGGAAGAAUCAGACAUGUAUGAGUCAGAUGGGAAGCUGUUCCUUUCUGAGGCUUUCAAUGUGAUUAUGGAGGAGAUACUUCACAAAGGAACUGACCGGAAAGAAAAGGUGUGUGAGUGGACAGAACCAGAUCAGCUGAGAGCUCUUAUGGACCUUGAUCUUAGAGAAAAUGGAGAAUCUCACGAGCAGUUAAUACAGAGGGUCAGAGAUGUGGCCAGAUACAGCGUUAAAACCUGUCAUCCUCGGUUCUUCAAUCAGCUGUUUGCUGGCAUGGACUACCAUGCUUUGACGGGACGGCUCCUCACUGAAACCCUCAACACCAGCCAAUACACCUAUGAAGUGGCUCCGGUGUUUGUCCUGAUGGAGGAGGAAGUGCUUCGUAAGCUUCGCUCUCUGGUUGGUUGGUCAGAAGGAGACGGGAUAUUUUGUCCGGGGGGUUCAGUUUCCAACAUGUACGCCAUGAACGUUGCACGGUACUGGGCCUUCCCUCAAGUGAAGACACAAGGCUUGUGGGCCACACCACGCAUGGCUAUAUUUACAUCACAACGGAGUCAUUACUCAAUGAAAAAAGCAGCUGCUUUUCUUGGUAUCGGAACGGACAAUGUUUUCAUGGUAAAAGUGGAUGAGAGCGGCAGCAUGAUACCAGAGGACUUGGAGGCAAAAAUUGUACAGGCAAAAUCACAAGAUGCUGUCCCGUUUUUCGUUAAUGCCACUGCGGGAACCACAGUGCAGGGCGCCUUUGAUCCUCUGAACUGCAUAGCUGACAUAAGUGAAAGAAACGGCAUGUGGAUGCACAUUGAUGCUGCUUGGGGAGGAAGCGUGUUGUUUUCCAAAAAACACAAACAUCUGGUUGCAGGAAUAGAAAGAGCAAACUCUGUGACUUGGAACCCUCACAAAAUGCUUCUAGCAGGAUUGCAGUGCUCUGUUGUUUUGUUCAGAGACACCACGAAUCUGUUAAUGCGCUGUCACAGUGCCAACGCAACCUACUUAUUCCAGCAAGACAAGUUCUACGAUACAAGUCUAGACAUGGGAGACAAAUCCAUCCAAUGUGGCCGCAAGGUGGAUUGUUUGAAACUCUGGCUAAUGUGGAAAGCAAUAGGAACAUGUGGUUUUUCAGAGCGAGUGAAUAAGGCCUUAGCCCUCGCAAGGUAUUUAGUUGAAGAAAUGGAGAAAAGGGACAAUUUCAAGUUGGUCUCUAAGGGGCAUUUUGUGAACGUUUGCUUCUGGUUCAUUCCACCCAGUCUUAGAGGGAAGGAGAACAAUCCGGAUUACCAGGAAAGGUUAUCAAAGGUGGCGCCAGCCAUCAAAGAGAGAAUGGUGAAACGUGGAACAAUGAUGGUGGGAUACCAACCCAUGGAUGGACACGUCAACUUCUUCCGUAUGGUUGUUGUUUCUCCACGCCUGACCACCAAGGACAUGGAUUUCUUCCUCGACGAGAUAGAGAAACUAGGAAAGGACCUGUAGUUUGAAUAUCAGUUGUCCGAAAUCAGCCUACCAAUCCCAUCCCGUCACUUACAAAUGUGAUUUUCAUAAGGUUGCUAAAAUGUUGACUUAUAAACAACACACAGUACUGAUUUCAUUGACUAAGCCAGAAAAAAAAGUGAAAGAAAAUGAUAAAAAGCAUCUACAAAAGUCAUAAAGUGAACGAAUUUCAUAGAUUCUGGCCCAUGUGAGUAUUCAUUCGGAAAACCCAAUUAGGUCUCAGGGCCUUUAAUAAUAAGGGUGACAAGAUGUGCACCGCAGGGGCCUCCAGGACCAGGAUUGAGACGCACUGUAAAACUGUAUGUCUGUAAACCUGAUGUCAGCAGUGCAAAAUGUGCCAAAUAAUUCACACGCGUAAAAGCGUUUCUGAUUGGCUAAAGCGUGGGCUGUUCUCCUUAUACUCUCUCUCUCUCUCUCUCUCUCUCUCUUUCUCUCUCUCUUUCUGUUCUUUUGUCAGAGCCUAAAGGCUGUCACAGAAACUUUUUUAAGACACUUGAAUAUCGGUUGAGAUUUUAUGUGUGCUAUUCAGAAAAAAAAUAGCUUUUAAAAGUAUGCAACAGAUUUGUAUUUUAGAGAAUUAAAUUUUUGGUGUCCAUAAUUUAAGGAUGUUUUAUAAAGUAGCUGAUAAUAUCCCUGGUGAAAAAAACAGCAUAUGCUGGUAGGUAUGUUUUGAUGCUGGUUUAAGAUGGUCCUUUGCUGGUUUAUGCUGGUCCUUAGCUGGUUUAUGCUGGUCCAGCAUGCUAAGGACCAGCAUAAACCUGCCAAGGACCAGCAUAAAUCAGCAAAGGACCAGCUUAAACCAGCUAAGGACCAGCAUAAACCAGCAAAGGACCAGCAUAAACCAGCUAACCAGCAAAGGACCAGCAUGAACCUGCUAAGGACCAGCAUGAACCAGCUAAGGACCAGCAUAAACCAGCAAAGGACCAGCAUAAACCAGCUAACCAGCAAAGGACCAGCACGAACCUGCUAAGGACCAGCAUAAACCUGCUAAGGACCAGCAUAAACCAGCAAAGGACCAGCUUAAACCAGCAUCAAAACAUACCUACCAGCAUAUGCUGGUUUUUUCACCAGGGAUGACUAGUGUUAAAUUGUGACUGUCCUUUUGUUUAACACAUUGUCUUCACAAUGUUAUUUUGCUUUAGUCUCCUUUAUAAUGGAGUCUUACCCAAACUGUAGGUCAAUAUACGAUUUUCCCAGAAGCUGAAAGCUUCUUUUGUUGUAGUUUGUUUUGAAAUUUCUAUAUUAAAACGCCAAUAUUUGUCACUAAAAACAUAAA